Aspergillus pseudotamarii is the source of this 1251-nucleotide messenger RNA. RefSeq names its product Zn(II)2Cys6 transcription factor domain-containing protein. Gene Ontology annotation, biological process: regulation of DNA-templated transcription. The record is from RefSeq and is a predicted model, not a curated record. The transcript has 4 exons. Bases 1 to 1251 code for a protein of 416 amino acids. Gene Ontology annotation, molecular function: zinc ion binding; DNA-binding transcription factor activity, RNA polymerase II-specific. Lineage: Eukaryota; Fungi; Ascomycota; Eurotiomycetes; Eurotiales; Aspergillaceae.
AUGACACUCUCCGGGUGGUUCCGUCCGCCUUUAGUACCUCAGUUAGUUCGAUUAACGGCAAUGGGAGGCUUGCCCGAGUCCAGUGAACCUAAAAGGAUACGUACAGCCCGAGCUCCUAGGUCAAGAUCCGGAUGCCGCACAUGCCGAAUACGGCAUGUCAAAUGCAACGAAUUACCGGGUAGGUGCUUGAAUUGUGUGUCCACUGGGCGCCAAUGUGACGGCUACGAUCUUGAUCGGCUUCCUCUAAAGAAGAAAGGGCCUGCCCCCAGCACACCUCUCAGCGUACAUCGAAUGCGAUCGGUGCUCCCAGAUCAAACAUCCGAUGAGGGACGAUGUUUCUCUCUUUUCCAAGGCUCGACUAUCCCAAUGAUGAACGUCUUGUUCGAUCACCACAUGUGGGAACGGCUUACACCUCAAAUGAGUCAUGCCGAGCCAGCCAUCUGUCAUGCGUCGUCCCUUCAUCUGAUCUCCCGGACGAACUCUAACAAUCCGAGCGUGAAGAAUAAGGUCUUGAUAUACUGUCUACUGUUCGUGGUCUUCGAGUUGACGCAUGGGCGGUAUGACCUAGCGAUUGUUCAUCUUCAAAACGGAGUCAAGCUGCUGGGUGCCGAGUCGCAAAGGCCCAUUUACAGUUCCCUAUACCACACCCAUCCAUCUUCAGCCGUAGAGCGACACAUCGAACUAUCUUUCGCCGCUGCAAUAAUGGAUUUAGAUCUUCAGAGUGCACAUUUCGGUGUCUCCAAGCUACACGAGGGGCUGGAUCUAGACAUGUUCGUGCACCAGGUCGGACACCCACCGUCAAUGGUGGAUUACCAGGCCAGCCAGGACGUGUGGAUCGUCCGCGACCGGAUCUUUAUCCAACUUCUGACGGGAAAGGAGCGAAGGGCCCUGGCGGGUUUACGUAUGCAUCAUGCGGUACUCUCCGUAACUACGGACAUAUGCUUGAUAAAGUGUAGCGAAACUAUCCGUAGUAUAUCCACGGAACGGUUCAACGAUGCCAUCGAUCAAACGAAGACUGUCACAGGCAGUCUGAUGGAAAUUGCACCCCGAAAUACCCCUCGCUGUCCCACGCUGCUGAUGGAAACAAGGACCAUUGCACCUCUGUUCUUUGUCAUCGUUAAAUGUGAUAACCUAGGAGUUCGGCACAGAGCACUUGAGGACCUAGAGUCUUGGCCACACCGAGAAGACCUGUGGGAUUUAGAAUUAGCUGUCACGUUGGCUCGCCAGAUGAUGUGUCCCCGGGUACAUUAG